This is a messenger RNA of Dendrobium catenatum, 1954 nucleotides long. Its product is annotated as aconitate hydratase, cytoplasmic-like. Bases 16 to 1515 code for a protein of 499 amino acids. Gene Ontology annotation, cellular component: cytosol; mitochondrion. Gene Ontology annotation, molecular function: aconitate hydratase activity; 4 iron, 4 sulfur cluster binding. Gene Ontology annotation, biological process: tricarboxylic acid cycle; citrate metabolic process. The record is from RefSeq and is a predicted model, not a curated record. NCBI's taxonomy places the organism in Eukaryota, Viridiplantae, Streptophyta, Magnoliopsida, Asparagales, Orchidaceae. The transcript has 9 exons.
UGAUCGUUUGUCGCUAUGUUGCUUCAGGGUUUUGCUAUACCUAAGGAAUCUCAAAAGAAAGUUGUGGAUUUUACUUUCAAUGGAGAGCCAGCUAAGAUUAAACAUGGAGAUGUUGUCAUAGCGGCAAUUACCAGUUGCACGAACACUUCAAAUCCUAGUGUGAUGCUUGGAGCUGCUCUGGUUGCAAAGAAAGCUUGUGAAUUGGGUCUUGAGGUGAAACCAUGGAUAAAGACGAGCCUAGCUCCAGGCUCUGGAGUAGUCACAAAGUACUUGGAAAAAAGUGGUUUACAGAAAUACCUAAAUCAGCUAGGAUUCCACAUCGUUGGAUAUGGUUGUACAACCUGUAUAGGAAAUUCUGGAGACUUAGAUGAAUCAAUAGCUUCUGCUAUUUCUCAGAAUGAUAUUGUUGCUGCUGCCGUGUUGUCUGGGAAUAGAAAUUUUGAGGGACGUGUACAUCCUCUUACCAGGGCUAACUAUCUCGCCUCUCCUCCCCUUGUGGUAGCAUAUGCUCUUGCCGGCACGGUUGACAUUGAUUUUGACAAAGAGGCCAUUGGGACUUCAAAAGACGGGAAAAAGGUGUACUUCAAUGACAUCUGGCCAUCCAAUGAAGAAAUUGCAAAUGUUGUGCAAUCAAGUGUUCUUCCAGACAUGUUUAAAUCGACAUACAAAGCAAUCACAUCGGGAAAUCCCAUGUGGAAUCAACUACAGGUGUCGCCCAGCACUCUCUACCCAUGGGAUCCCUUAUCGACGUACAUUCAUGAGCCUCCAUACUUCAAGGACAUGACAAUGUCCCCCCCUGGCCCCCAUCCUGUGAAGGAUGCCUACUGUCUCCUAAGCUUCGGUGAUAGCAUCACAACCGACCAUAUUUCCCCUGCUGGAAGUAUUCAUAAGGACAGCCCUGCUGCCAAGUACUUGAUGGAGCGUGGCGUAGAAAGGAAAGAUUUCAACUCCUACGGCAGUCGCCGUGGAAACGAUGAGGUGAUGGUGCGGGGAACAUUUGCCAACAUUCGCCUCGUCAAUAAGCUCUUGAAAGGUGAAGUUGGGCCUAAAACAAUUCACAUUCCCUCGGGAGAGAAAUGCUCUGUUUUUGAUGCUGCAAUGCAAUAUAGAAGCGCUGGUCAUGAUACAAUCAUCUUGGCUGGCGCAGAAUAUGGGAGCGGGAGUUCGCGUGAUUGGGCUGCAAAGGGACCGAUGCUUCUGGGUGUCAAAGCUGUAAUUGCCAAGAGCUUUGAGAGAAUCCACCGCAGCAAUCUUGUAGGAAUGGGUAUUGUUCCCCUAUGUUUCAAGUCUGGCGAAGAUGCAGAGACCCUUGGGUUAACCGGCCAUGAACGCUUCACUAUUCACCUCCCAGCCACUGCUAGUGAAAUCAAACCUGGUCAGGAUGUCACUGUUACAACGGAUAAUGGAAAAACCUUCACCUGCACUGUUCGCUUUGACACAGAGGUCGAAUUAACGUACUAUAACCAUGGUGGAAUCUUGCCAUUUGUCAUCAGAAAUCUGAUUGGUGCUAAUUAGCAGUUUUGAUGGAAAGAGCUAAUUGUUAUGCCUGAUCAAAGCCACCCUGUUCAAUUAUUUCUCUUGGGUGUUCUUGAGUUAUGCACCCAGGAAAAUAAGAAGAUACAUAGUAGAGGAGAUGCUAGGCUGAGUUAGUUUGCCGCGAUCUAUUUAAUUUAGGCUUUGUUUGGGACGACUUGCUUUCUACUUCUUAAAGCAGCUUUUUAGCAAAAAAAUUAAAAAUUUUGUACUAUAAAGCUGCUUUAAAAAGCAGUAAAAAAGACGUCCCAAACGAAACCUUAGAGAAAACAAAUGACUUUAGGGCAUUCUGGAAACUACAAAUUUUGAAAAAGGCAUAUCAUAGCACAGCAUAUCUGGUUGCAAAUUUGGGCAUUUUGUUGCUUCAUACAUAGAAUGAAGUAUUUUCUGGAAAAUGAGAAUUUUAGUUUAUUUUUACAUA